Messenger RNA from Prunus avium (sweet cherry), 371 nucleotides. NCBI's taxonomy places the organism in Eukaryota, Viridiplantae, Streptophyta, Magnoliopsida, Rosales, Rosaceae. The record is from RefSeq and is a predicted model, not a curated record.
AUGCAUUUGACCUUGUAUUCUGAAACGACGCCAUUUCACUGGGAACAGCCCCGGGUCUUCUUCCCCAAACUAGAACCAAAAUACAAUUCUCUCGAGGUCGCCAAAAAUGGCGGCCACCAAGCACAAGGCUCCCGCGCGGAGCUUGGAGAAAAUGAACUCAAGGGUUCGGCUCUUUUCUCUUCUACUCACUGUGCAAUACGGAGCUCAGCUCCUGAUCUCCAAACGAUGCACCAGAAGAGAAGUGAUGACCUCUUGGAAGCCAUGGAAAUAAGCUUAGAUGUCCCUUGGAGCCGCUGGUGCGACCUCUUGGAGCUACACACCAAGUGCUCGACGAAUUGACUGAAGAAGAAGGCUGUGCGCGCAGCACAGCG